Messenger RNA from Amoebophrya sp. A25, 242 nucleotides. NCBI's taxonomy places the organism in Eukaryota, Dinophyceae, Syndiniales, Amoebophryaceae. The record is from the annotation of a GenBank genome assembly.
AUUAUUGAAUUGCCAUCCCAGUUCGAUCAAGAAUGGAUGCAACGACGAGGCGUCAGUAUCGUCUGCGGUAUUGGGAAUCCCCGACUCCUCGACGAGGACGAAACAUUUUUUCCCACCAGAGAGCAUUCCUCCGAGCACCAGCCCUUGCGACAUUUAUUCAUCGACGUCCUUGCGCGUCGAUCCGUCGCUGGGAAACGAGCCACAAAAUGCGCGUAAGAGUUCAAACUCAUUUUGGAUACAGG